Molecule: messenger RNA, 2607 nt
Organism: Triticum urartu
Lineage: Eukaryota; Viridiplantae; Streptophyta; Magnoliopsida; Poales; Poaceae
Source: RefSeq, a predicted model, not a curated record
AUGCUCUGUUAUCUCGCCUUCUACUACUGCAACGCCACCGCGCUGGCGACAUCACUCGUCAUCUCCCCCAUCCUCAUCAUCCUGCCUAGGAAAAGCACAUCCUGGACAGUGGUGUUGCGGGCGGUGAUGGCGCUCGACCUACUUGGCCUCAUGGGGGCCUACGGCGCUGGGAGUAGCCGGGAUACAUUCACCACCGUCUACUCGGGGGUGGCCUUCUCCUUUCUGGUAUAUGUCAUCCUCGCUGUCUUCUUCUCCUACCUCUGGCUUAUGGCCAGGAACAGGGUCAGCAACAAUGGUGAUGAUAAUUCACACUCCGACCCCAUUCCCUUCAAUGGUUACAAUAAUGAAAUCAUCUCUGACCUCACUCCCAUCCUCACCAAUGAUGAUGGUAAUGAAAUCCAAUCCGACUCCAACCGCAUACCCCCCAUUGGUUUUGAUAAUGAAAUCAACUCUGACCCCACCUCCAUCCCCAUCCUCACCAAUGGGGUUGAGAAUCAAAUCCAAUCCGACUCCAUCCACAUCCCCACCAAUGGUGUUGAGAAUGAAAUCCAAUCCAACUCCAUCCGCAUCCCUGCCAAUGGUAAUGGUAGUGAGGCCCAAUCCAACUCACUAUCCAGGAAGCAUGGCAAAGAGAAGAUCGACUUGUUGAUGCUACUCGCAACCUUCGUGGUCACCAUCACAUACGUGGCCGGGCUUAGCCCGCCUGGUGGGUUCUGGAGUAGCACCCAGGAUGGCCACCGUCCGAGUGAUCCAGUGUUACAAGCACGUGGGAGGUUCCGUGCUUUCUUCAUUUGCAACACCACCUCGUUUGUUGCAUCCCUGCUCAUCAUCGUGUUGCUCCUGGAGAAGAAGCUGAGCAAGACCAUCUCGGUGCGGUUCGUGGAACUCUAUGGGUUGAUCGUCGUCGCUCUACUAGGCCUCAUGGGGGCAUAUGCUGCUGGGAGCUGCAGGGAGGCUGACAACACCAUCUUUGUCCUUACCCUCACCAUUGCAGUUCCUGUCUGCGUAUGCCUCCAGCUGUUGAUUACUUACACCAUUGGUUGGGAACGAUGUGCCAAUGUGCAUAGUUCUGUCUUAGCAUGGUUCAAGAAGCAUGUCAGCAUUCCUCGAGGCACCAGCAGACGCAGGGACAUCCUACACGAAGAAAACACUCGCUAUCUUGUUAUGCUCCUUGCUACUCUUGUUGUGACCAUUACCUACCAAGCUGGACUUGAUCCACCAGGCGGCCUCUGGGAAGACGAUCAUGAUGGGCAUAAGAUAGGCCAUCCAGUGCUCCAACUGACACAUCCAACUCGUUAUAGAGUGUUCUUCUACAGUAAUUCAGCAACUUUCGUCACAUCCUUGGUCGUCAUCAUGAUGCUCCAGAGCAGGUUUUUGCUCAAGCGACACACACUUGAAGCAGCUCUGGUGCUGGACCUUUUUGGCCUCAUCACUGCCUAUGGCGCUGGGAGCACCAGGGAUGUAAAGACAUCCAUCUACAUUGUUGCCUUGGCGGGGCUUGUCCUCGUCUACGUCAUCGUCCAUAUCACCAUAAGAGACCAUGAUCCUGAGCCGGCAGAUGAUGCCGCAGUGAAAGAUUUGGAUAGCAAGCGCAAGUUGCUACUUCUGGCUGCCAUCUUGGCUGCUACUCUCACGUACCAGGCAGGUCUCACCCCGCCUGGUGGCUUCUGGUCAUCAGAUGAUGAGGGGCUCGGACGUCGUUCGGGCUUCCCGGUACUCCUCGACAAUUACCCUCGCCGUUACGAACCAUUCUCCUACUGCAACUCAUUGAGCUUCAUGGCAUCCGUAACCCUAAUCCUUCUUCUCGUAAAUCCGAAUCUAUAUAGGCCAGGCAUACGUUGUUAUGCGCUCUAUGUGUGCAUGGUUGGCAUGUUUGGCCUUAUGGGUGCCUAUGCUGCUGGAAGCUGGCGCCAUCUCAAGACCUCCCUCUAUGUAUUAACCUUGGUUGGUGCAGUGUUAGCCUUCAUAGCCUCACAGGUAGCAAUUUUCUGGAUCAUCCGUCAUAACCAAGCUGGCUCACCACAAGCUGAUCUACCAGAUAGGCAACUCGGACAAGGUGAAGAUGGAGAAGCAGAUGAUAACAGCAACAAAGAGAAAUAUAUGCUUGAAUACUUGAUGUUGCUAGGAAUCCUGGCUGCAAGUAUGACAUACCAGACUGGUUUAAAACCACCAGGCGGCCUGUGGCAAGACAACGACAAUGGACACUCUGCUGGCAACCCCAUCCUCCACGACAUUAACAAGCACCGGUACCAUGCUUUCUUUUACAGCAACUCCACUUCCUUCAUGGCCUCGAUCGUGGUAGUCGUCAUGCUGCUUCCAUUGACGACAUUUCACAAUCACAAUCUGCCACUAUGGCCGAUGCAUACGGCCAUUCUACUGGAUAUGUUUAGCCUCCUUGUGGCCUAUGCAGCAGGCAGUAAUAGAAAGUGGGAAACCUCCAGAAACGUCAUCCUUCUCAUCAUCCCAGUGCUGGCCUACAUUGCAGUCUAUGCAACAAUGUCAGUCUUCUACCAUAGGAAAGACCAAAGUGCUAGCCAUGAGAAUACCAAUUCCGACGCCAGUGAUACAGUGAACGACACCACAACAGUGAUACAGGGAACAUCGUAA